UAUGUUCAGCUGCGAUAUAUGAACCAUGAUGCACGGAUGCAUGAAUUUGGAAAGCUUCGAGGGUCCCAGCGUCCCUGUAUACAUUGCCUUAUGUUGUGGAAUGUAUCUUGGAAGUACCGUCGCUUUAUAAAUGACUCAGUUUUCAGGACAUGAAGGCCACAACUAUCCUCGACCAAAUUCACUUUACCUACCAUGUUUGACUACAUCGGUAACAGUUUCUACUUCACGUUCAUUUUGUGGGCUGGCAUCUUGACGCCUUCAUCGCUCCUUUUUCUUUUCCUCUUUUCUGUGUCUAGUAUCAAGGCUAGCAGAGAACAUGCCACCGUAAAGCAUCUGCCUUGGAUAGGCAGGAGGCCCCAGUUGUUUGCUUCGAUUCGAGCCAACUACAGGGGAUUUAUUAAAUCUGUGGAGCUUUAUAUCUCUGGAUACCGCAUGUAUUCCAAGAAGAACCAAACGUACGUCGCACCGACGUGGACCAAAGGCCCGCAGGUCAUUCUACCGCCUUCAUACGGUAAUUGGAUCGCUUCAACACCUGAUGCCUUGCUUAAUGCAAAAGAUUGCACUUUUGAGAACGCCCAGUUCGCAUACACCGUUGGACACCCAGAGAUCACGUCCAAUGACAUGAUCGAUGUUUUAAUCAAGCGCGAGUUGACUCGCACUAUUGGCUCGCUCAACAAUGAGAUCCUGGAAGAAAUCGACGCUUCUAUGGUCGAUAUCUUUGGUACCAGCGGUGAAUGGGUCGACGUAGGAGUAUUCGACUCUUUGACCCGCACCGUCGGUAGAGCUGUAAACCGAAUCUUUGUCGGCGAGGAGCUCUGUUCGGACAUGAACUACCUCAUGGCAGGCAUCCGCUUCGCCAGAGAUGUCUCAGUUAGCAGCUAUAUCCUUCACGCCUUCCCAAAAUUCAUGAAACCAUUUGUGACUUUGUUCGCCAGUUAUCCUAACCGCAGAGAGGCCAGAACCUGCAUGAAAUACCUAGAACCUCUCAUUGCGGAACGCAUCGAGAACAUGCAGCGAAAGGAACAUGAUCCUAGCUAUGCCUGGGAAGCCCCAGAGGAUUUUAUCACUUGGAUGGUUCGUGAAUCCUUCAAGAGAAACACCGAAGAUGAACGUUCGGUCUAUGCCCUCGCCUAUCGAAUCGUCUUGCUACAAUUUGCAGCCAUUACAACGACCACUAUCACAUCCACGAACGCCUUGUUGGACAUCUGGAGCGCUCCUAACGCGGAAGAAGUCGUCGAAUUCCUGCGUGAAGAGGCCACCCGCGUCCUUGCCGAACACAAUGGAGAAUGGAGUAAGGCUGCACUAGCCAAACUUUACCGAUUGGACAGUGCCGUCCGAGAAAGCUCGCGUGUCUCUGGAAUUGGCGGUACAGCGCUGGCUAGGAAGGUCAAGGCAGACAACGGUAUUACCUUACCGGAUGGAAUUUGGCUUCCCAAAGGCACUACUGUUGGAGUAUCCAUGGAUGGCAUUCAUUUUGAUGAGGAAUUCUACAAGGACCCAUUAACGUUUGAUGCCUUCCGAUUCUCCAGACCCAGGGAAGACCCAUCUUAUGAUGAGAAGGGAGUGAAUGAAGAUUUGGUUACCACCUCACCGCACUGGUUGACCUUCUCCCACGGAAUUCAUGCUUGCCCUGGCCGGCAUUUCGCAGUUAACAAUAUCAAGAUGACUCUCGCUCAUCUAUUGUUGAACUAUGAUGUGAAACCGUUCGACACCAGACCCCCGAACGUCCAAAUCGGAGAUCUCUCGGUCAUUCCAGUCAAGGCCAGGAUGAGUGUUAAAAGACGACAAGUCAAAGUCUAGUGGAGAUUUUUAUUUGAUAAUCAUUUUCUCGUGUCUACUGCUGGUUUUGACGUUUCUGCAUUUGUGUGUAUUUAUUAAAUAUUGUAUCGACGCUCUUUACGUCCUUCCCUGCUGUACGUCUCGAGGAUUGGAAGUUGAUGUCAUGUGAAACUCGGGCUAUAACCGUCAAUAGGUUCGUGUAUUGCAAGUAGAAGGUAAAUGAAGAAACAGAACAGGU
Molecule: messenger RNA, 2017 nt
Organism: Somion occarium
Lineage: Eukaryota; Fungi; Basidiomycota; Agaricomycetes; Polyporales; Cerrenaceae
Source: the annotation of a GenBank genome assembly